Molecule: messenger RNA, 1014 nt
Organism: Balaenoptera ricei (Rice's whale)
Lineage: Eukaryota; Metazoa; Chordata; Mammalia; Artiodactyla; Balaenopteridae
Gene: POU5F2
Product: POU domain class 5, transcription factor 2
Biological process (GO): regulation of transcription by RNA polymerase II
Molecular function (GO): DNA-binding transcription factor activity, RNA polymerase II-specific; RNA polymerase II cis-regulatory region sequence-specific DNA binding
Source: RefSeq, a predicted model, not a curated record
AUGGCCGGACACAGGCCCUCAAACUUCCCCGUGCCGGGCACUGGUGGCGACAGGCCCGCAGGGCCAGUGCCGGUGCGGGCUGACACUCCGAUCGGGUUGAGAGCCCAGGCGGCCCCCGGCAGGCUGAUGGUCCUGCCAGGGGUCAGGCCGGGGAUGUGCCCAGGCCCUGAGGUGUGGCCGCUGUCCCCAGGUCCCCCGCCGUGCGAAUUCCGGGACGAGAUGAUGCCUUGCCGGCCCCGGGUCGGAGCUGGCGGGGUGAGCGCUUGGUUCCCAAGACCCUCUGAGGUCGCCUUCCCCGGGCCCGGCCUCGUCCUGCAGUGCAUCCCGACGCUGGCGCUGCCAGAAGACACCUCGGCCGCAGAGAAGGAGAUGGAGCAGCUGGCCAAGGAGCUGAGGCAGAAGAGGAUGACCCUGGGGUACUCUCAGGCCGACGUGGGGUUCGCCAUGGGGGCUCUUUUUGGAAAGGCGCUGAGCCAGGCGACCAUCUGCCGCCUCGAGGCCCAGCAGUUGAGCCUCGCCAACAUGUGGAAGCUGCGACCGCUGCUGAAGAUGUGGCUGGAGCAAGUGGACAUGGAGAACCUUCUGGGCUUACGCAAAAUGGAGACGAUCCUGCAGCAGGCUCGGAAGCGCAGACGGGCAUACAGGGAGAGACGCAUCGGAAGCAGCCUGGAGAAUCUCUUCCUGCAGUGCCAGAAGCCCACACCCCAGCAGAUCAGCUGCAUCGCUGGGCAGCUCCAGCUGCAGGAGGACUUGGUCCGAGUUUGGUUCCAUAACCGGAGCAAGAUGGGCAGUCAGCCAAGCAAUGAUUUCUCCCCACUGGUGGAGGUGGGGACUGUCGGACCUCCUCUCCCAAGAGGACCAGUGUGCUUUCCCCUGACAUCGGGACUCCAUUUCUGUUCCCCCCAUUAUGGGGGACCCUACUUUACACCUUUGUACCCUGCCCCUUUCACUGCGGGAGGAACCCUCCUCUCUGUCCCAGCCACCACCCUGAGCCUCCCCAGGCUUUCCAGCUGA